AUGAAGCUGAACAUCUCCUUCCCAGCCACUGGCUGCCAGAAACUCAUUGAAGUGGACGAUGAAUGCAAACUUCGUACAUUUUAUGAGAAGCGUAUGGCCACAGAAGUUGCUGCUGACGCUCUGGGUGAAGAAUGGAAGGGUGUCUUGACCCAUGGCCGUGUCCGCCUGCUGCUGAGUAAGGGGCAUUCCUGUUACAGACCAAGGAGAACGAGAGAAAGAAAGAGAAAAUCAGUUCGUGGUUGCAUUGUGGAUGCCAAUCUGAGCAUUCUCAACUUGGUUAUUGUAAAAAAAGGAGAGAAGGAUAUUCCUGGACUGACUGAUACUACAGUGCCUCGCCGCCUGGACCCCAAAAGAGCUAGCAGAAUCCGCAAACUUUUCAAUCUCUCUAAAGAAGAUGACGUCCGCCAGUAUGUUGUGAGAAAGCCCUUAAACAAAGAAGGUAAGAAACCUAGGACCAAAGCACCCAAGAUUCAGCGUCUUGUUACUCCACGUGUCUUGCAGCACAAACGGCGGCGUAUUGCUCUGAAGAAGCAGUGUACUAAGAAAAACAAGGAAGAGGCUGGAGAAUAUGCUAAACUUUUGGCCAAAAGAAUGAAGGAGGCUAAGGAGAAGUGCCAAGAACAAAUUGCGAAGAGACGCAGACUUUCCUCUCUGCGAGCUUCUACUUCUAAGUCUGAAUCCAGUCAGAAAUAACUUUUUGAGUAACAAAUAAAUAAGAUCAGACUCGG
Messenger RNA from Rhinopithecus roxellana (golden snub-nosed monkey), 728 nucleotides. Its product is annotated as 40S ribosomal protein S6-like. The record is from RefSeq and is a predicted model, not a curated record. Lineage: Eukaryota; Metazoa; Chordata; Mammalia; Primates; Cercopithecidae. The transcript has 2 exons. Bases 1 to 693 code for a protein of 230 amino acids. Gene Ontology annotation, biological process: translation. Gene Ontology annotation, cellular component: ribosome. Gene Ontology annotation, molecular function: structural constituent of ribosome.